This is a messenger RNA of Meriones unguiculatus (Mongolian gerbil), 972 nucleotides long. Its product is annotated as olfactory receptor 8I2-like. The transcript has a single exon. Gene Ontology annotation, molecular function: odorant binding; olfactory receptor activity; G protein-coupled receptor activity. Bases 1 to 972 code for a protein of 323 amino acids. Gene Ontology annotation, cellular component: membrane. The record is from RefSeq and is a predicted model, not a curated record. NCBI's taxonomy places the organism in Eukaryota, Metazoa, Chordata, Mammalia, Rodentia, Muridae. Gene Ontology annotation, biological process: sensory perception of smell; G protein-coupled receptor signaling pathway.
AUGACAGAAAAUAAUUUCACAGAAGUGACACUCUUCAUACUCAGUGGAUUUUCGGGUCACCCAGAAUUACAAGUCAGUUUUUUCUUAAUAUUCCCAUUCAUGUCUCUAUUCACUGUGUUGAGCAACCUUGGGAUAAUCAUAUUAAUCAGAAUUGACUCUCAUCUUCACACACCUAUGUACUUUUUCCUCAGCAAUUUAACGUUCAUUGACAUAUGUUAUUCUUCCAUUGUAACACCCAAGGCACUAACUGAUUUCCAGUCCACACAGAAAUCGAGAGCGUUUAUAGGCUGCUUUGUUCAAAUGUACUUCUUUGUAGGUUUAGUGUGCACUGAGUGUUUCCUUCUGGAAUCCAUGGCCUAUGACCGCUAUGUAGCAGUCUGCAAUCCCUUGCUCUAUUCGGUGAUUAUGUCCCAGAAGGUGUGCAGCUGGCUGGGAGUAACACCAUACAUGACUGGCUUCACAAGUUCUCUGAUAUCCAUCUGUGUGAUAAGCAGUUUGCCCUUCUGUGAUUCCUACAUCAAUCAUUUCUUUUGUGAUACCACAGCUCUUUUAGCCCUGUACUGUGUAGAUGUCUUCAAUACUGAACUGGUGAUCUUUGUGCUAGCUGGGUUGACACUUCUCAGUUCUCUCCUCAUCAUCACCAUCAUUUACCUGACCAUCAUCUCAGCAAUCCUGAGGAUCCAGUCUGCAGCUAACAGGUGGAAGGCUUUUUCUACCUGUGCCUCUCACCUCACAGGGGUCACUGUCUUCUACGGCUCCUUGAUUUUCACCUAUUUGCAACCUGAUAACACAUCAUCCCUCACAGAAGCGCAGGUAGCAUCUGUGUUCUACGCCAUUGCCAUCCCCACACUGAAAGCACUGAUCUACAGGCUGAGAAACAAAGAUGUGAAAAAUGCUCUUCUGAGAGUCAGCCACAGAAUUUUUUUUUCUGUGACAAACCAUGAAAAUUGCAAUUUAAAAAGACCUGGGUAG